CACGAGCACGAGGCCGGCCUCGCCGCCGCUGCCGCGGCUUGCAGCCCGGCCUUUCCCACCCCCUGCCGCUCGCCGCUGCAGCCUCGUGCGCUCCUUCGCCCGUCAACCUCGGCACCUCGCCGCCGGCUGCUGCUCCGCCCGCCCGCCCGUCCCCUCGCCGGCGACCUGCUCCUCUGGCUCUCUCCCUCUGUGCGGGCUUCUUUCCGGCCCAUCGUGCUGACCGGGCCUGAGCCGGCCCGAACGACCGGGCUCGUGUGCCGUGCCUGGUCCGGGUUUCGCCGGAACGGGCCGUUUAUAUGUGGGCCUGGGCCGUGCCGGCGACUUGCUCCUCUGGCUCUCUCCCCGUUUGCACCUAUAGGGCCAAACAUGCUGGAAAUUCCCGGCCUACCACCUUCCGGUUGCGGUUUGGCCUUCCCCCGGCGAGGCACAUCCUCUCCCCCUUGUCUCCCGCGGCCUCCACGACCCGCUCGACUUUCUCCACUUCCGCAGUUCCGCUGCCGGUGCUCCGCCGCGGCCUCCCCAAUUCCUCUCUCGCUUCUCGACAUCCCGACCACCUCCUCCGGCGCCGUCCGCUCUGUCCCCACCCCUCCGCCAUGCGCUGGCCGUGGUCGGGGCGGUGCCACCGCCGCUGCCGGCUGUGAAUCUGAGCGGGGGUGCCUUCAGAUACUCCGCCUUUGUCCCUUCCGGUGAACGAACUGUUGUGCGUAACAUGAGUCCCUGACAUGGUCCGGUACAUCGGGGGAGAUGAGUGUGGGCAGUUACAGGAGGAUUAUCGCGGCGGGAUUGAGAUUUGAGGUUCCACUGGCUGGAGAUUGCGGGGGAGAACAAUGAGGCGCUGUGGUGGUGGGUUCAGAUGAGGAGCAUUGGUGAUAGGAUGCUGUUUGUUGGGAUCUUCCAGGGAUUCUCGUUCAGAACUGUGGAUUCCGCUAGGUUCAAGGGGAAUAAGCUGGAGAAGUCCAGAAGACAGGUGGGGUGCAUAAGGCCAUUGCAAAGGAAGUAUGCAUGGAUUGAGAUAUUUGAGCACCCGGCUUACAUUUGUUAGAUGAAUUCUGAAUGCGAGCACCAGGAAGGGAUUCAGAUCACACCUAUCGGCCUGACAAUGGCAACACAUAUAGCCCAACCUGUCUUGCCACUGAGGGCGGGGGCAGAAAGCAGGCAGCGGCAGGCAACCUGCCGACCAAUUUAUAGGGUACGGGUUCAGAGGAGCUGAACGAACCCUUCUCUUGCGGAGCCUCUUCUAUGAAUGGAUAUAGCAUGUACUAGAUAUUUGAAUUCAAUUUUUCUGUUAAAGUAAUAAUAUGAUGUUUAAUACUAAGUUAUAAGAGUGAAUCUGUAGUAGCACAUGCGCCUAUGCUCCCAUUGUUUGCAAGUUCAAAAGGACAAGGGAGUGAGCCGGUGUCUGUCGGUUUGGAGUGGAGCCUGUAUGGGAUGGAGUGGGUUUAGAUCUUUGGAGUCUAAAAGGUUGCCGCCGUGUCCCCGGACCCGCGUCCCCAAGGUAGAUCCUCAAUUAUCCCCAAAGGUGCCGACCCGCGUCCCACGAUCCCGUUCCUCGACCCGAACGAACCGGGUUCUCGCCGAUCUUGCCUCCUUAGGGGUUGUCCGGUAACAGAUCUCGUAGAUCCAAUCUUCCCUCCCCAGUGUUGUCUGGUGACAGACCCCUCAUAUUCAAUUCCUCACCGUAAGCGCUUGUUUGGUUUCAGAUCAUUCGCAUCCAAUUCGAGCUCCUUUGUUGCCAGCUGGUGGCAAGUCGAUCCAAUAUUUGUCUCCAAUAUUUGUUGGAGCCUCGAUCUGUACUUGAGAUGAUGCAAUCCAGGGAUGCACUGCAGGACGUUACAGGCCAUCAGACAUUGAGGCAGAAUCAUGGUAAUACUGAGCAAGUGAUACAAAUUUCUCUAGCCGUGCGACGUAAUGUUGAAGCUGUAUCUGGUAUGCAAAUGAGGGAGCUGAUGGGGAGGAUCCAAAAAAUAGAGGCUGAAAUGGAGGAACGGCUGCAAAGUAUUCUCAAGGAAGAUAAACUCCACGCUCAAUUAAGUGCUGCAUUGCAAGAGCUGAGUGAACUAAUAGUGGACGCAGCCAAAAGGUUUGAAGGCAAUGAAUUAGAUGAUGAGCUAAAUAAGUUGCAGGGACAAUCUGAUGUCAUACGACGUGUCUUUGAGAACAGUCGAGACAAAUUCACCAAGAUAGUUGAGCAGAUGAAAACAAUGAAAAUGAGCCUUGUAGCCAUGAUGAAACAGGUUGACAAGUUACAUGAGGAGGCACAAAAAGCUGAAAUGAGAGCGCACGGAUUGGCAACAAUGGUGCCUGGGAUGGCACAAGCUCAAGUGGCACAACCAGGCAUGGACCCUUACGGAAGGACAUACAAUAAUCUCCCCGCUUCAUAUCAGCAAACUCAAGCAAGUCAAUCUGGGGUGGCACAAAAUCCGGCUGUAUCUGCUGUAGUUUGCCCUUAUGCAUACCCAUAUGGUUAUUUCCCUCCAGCCGCAUAUCAGCAAGCAACUCAAGGUUGGUCUUACGCUUAUCCUGUGCCUUAUGCAUACGCCAAUCCCAUGGCGUCCCAUCAGGCUGUGCAGGCUAGUGGAUAUGCUUACCCAGGUUCUGGUCCUGUUCAGAAUGCCACCCCCUACUAUCCUGGUUACCUUGCAGGAUAUGAUCAAAAUGCCCUGCACUAUCCUUCUUAUGUUGCACCUCGGCAUCCAUAUCCAAUGACAGUGAACGGUACACCUACAACUGAUGCUACCAACAUGGAAGGUAAUGCUGGAUUUCCUGCCGGGCAGGUUCAAACAAGCGGCAGAGCUGGUACCGGCAUUGGACAUGCACCAAUUCCUCCUUCCGAAAGUUCAAAUAAGCGGCAGAGAGGCAGCUCAGAUGUGAUGUGAGAAACCGUUGUUUGCAAUGCAAAUGAGGUGUGAGCACCUAGUACCUAUUUCCUUUACUUGCAGACUCUUAUUAUGUCACUGAUGUGAUGUUAUCAGGACGUAGGGUGCGAUCACCCAUUUGCCUGGAUUAUGGAUUCAAUAUUCUUGUCAUUGCCGACUGUAUGGAAUUAUUGGAGAUACAUCAUAUUACCGUGGUUGAACUCUGAUGAACAAUGUGACUUGGAUUUGCUUCUGCUCUAUAUUUA
Molecule: messenger RNA, 3121 nt
Organism: Brachypodium distachyon (stiff brome)
Lineage: Eukaryota; Viridiplantae; Streptophyta; Magnoliopsida; Poales; Poaceae
Exons: 6
Coding region: 1800-2876 (358 amino acids)
Source: RefSeq, a predicted model, not a curated record